Vitrella brassicaformis is the source of this 7446-nucleotide messenger RNA. The record is from the annotation of a GenBank genome assembly. Lineage: Eukaryota; Vitrellaceae.
CGGACACAUCAUCUAAUGAACGCGGAAAUGACACACUUGGCCUCCCUCCAUCACACACAUACACACACACAUAUCACACGCACUCAUCCCCUUCGCGGCAGGGCAUCUUCAGACUCCCCCUCCGUCUCACUCUCCGUGUCUCCCUCUGUUUCUGUCUCUGUCUCUGUCUCUGUUUCAAUCUCGGUCUCUGUCCCUGUUUCACUCUCUGUCUCUGUCCCUGUUUCACUCUCUGUCUCGCUCUCGGUCUCACUCUCUGUCGCACUCUCCUCCUCCGAAGCCUUUGCGGUCACAAUGGGUAUGGGGGGAGCCUCAUCCGUGUCGAUCUCGAUCGUCUCGGUGUCCCCUGUGGCUGUGGCCGCCCCUCCUUCCUUUGUUUCGGCCGUCUCUGUCUUCUCAACUCUCACUUGGGGGGUCUUGCUGUCUUUUCUUGCCAAAUCAUACACCUCACGUGUCUCGUUCUCGGCGCCUACUGGCACUGCCGCUGGCAGGGGUGGGUGGUUGAUAAAGGCCUCCUCGUCUGCUGUCAGCCGCUCCUGCUGUGGUGACUCUCUUAUUGCUGCUGCUGCUGCUGCUGCUGGUGGCGGUUCCCGUGGCUCUACAAGCUCGUCGGCGCCAUCUGGGAGAUGGUCGUACGCUGAGGCGUUGGCUAAGCCGAGUGAGAAGGGGGAGUGGGGGUGGGUGAGCCAAACGGGGUGACACAGCAGGAAGCUGACAGAUUCUUCAUGGUCAUUGUGAGUCAGGUAGGCCGACUGGGGGCGCUGAAUCACCAAGAGAUACAGAGAUACAGAGAGAGAGGGGGGGGAGGGGGGGAAGGGGGGAGAGGAAAUAUGGGUGUGCGGCGGACGAAGCACGUACGUACGUCUUGGAGCAGGUGAACGCCAUUCCUGAAGUUGGGUUGGAUGAAGGCCUCGUGACAGUAGCACACGCCGCUAGACAAACUGCACAAAAGCCAUACACAUACUACCAUGCACCCAUCCGCUCAAAAGAUGGAUGUGAGCAACCCACCAUUUGUCGGUGAGGCAGUCUCUGUCCUUUUGGCAUCCCAUGCCGCCGAUGCGCUUCACCACUUGAAUGCCGUCAUACAGCUGCACGCAGCCAUCCAGGUAGGUACAAGCAGAUUAUCUGUCUGUGUAUCCUUCCUGACUUUGCGUGUCUCCUGCUGUGUUUACCUUCAAGAAUUCGAUCAGCUUAGCGUGGACACGGCCGGCAUUCCGCAUGAUGCUCCUCUCACCCAGACGCUGAGAGAGACAGAGGGAGACGUGUGGACAUUGACGGCCUGACUGCACUGCAGCUCAUACUUUGGCUUUCUCUUCGUUGCCGUCGAUGGCCUCCUCGCUGAGCCGGCGAGCCACCAUGUGCAGAGGCGUGAAGCCGUGCUGUGGAUGUGGGAGACACAAACACCCACCGACACAUGAAUGAAUGGAUAGUCUCUAGAUAGAUUCAGCACAGCACGUCACAGCACACACUUUGUUGAGUAUGUCCAUCUUGGGGUGGUAUUUGUCGGCGAGGUGGUAGAUGGCGUCGUAGUCUAAGAAGACCGACAUCAUCAGGGGACUGUGCCCCCGCUGGCCGGCAGACACGCACAAAGAAACAAACCCCCACCGAUGAAGCGAUACGUGUGAUGUAUGCCCUUUGCCCCACCUCGUCUGUGGCCGACAGCACUUGUCUCCUUUGGAAGUCGCUAUCGGCGGCCGCCAGCAGCACCUCCAAGGCAUUCGCACUCACCACAGGCGUCUGUGUGGUGGACCAACAAGGACACCACAGGACAGGAGAGACACGCCAUUCCCUCCUCUCUCGCGCAUCAACAGACAGACCAGCACAAACACACCACACUGUGCCCCCUUGCGCACCAGGCCGUGUGUCUGGUCAGAUCUGAGGGGAUGGCCGACCGAGUUGGCAUCAGGGCAUAGAAAUAGGCCGUGGCGCCCGUCUGUGGCGGGGCAAUCAACACGCAGACACACACGGCGAGUGCACAGUGUGUCUGUGUAUCCGUGUGUGUGACCACUUGCCGACCGUGUCUCGUUUAUUGGCGAGGUCGAGUCCAAGUGUGGUGCAGUCGAGCCGCAAGAGCGUCUUGAGUGCCGUGAGCUUCUUGGCAAAGGCAGCCAUCAUCACCACGGUCAUGCCAACCUGUAUAUAUAUUUGUGUGAGUACACACAUGAUCGCCAGCUGUCUGGCCGUGCGUGUUUCUGUCUCUGCUGUAUGUAUGGCGCUCUGACCCUCUCCCAGACGCAUGCAGCUGCGUCAGGGCUGCCCCUGAUGAUGCCCUCAAUGGCCACACCGUCGUCAGCCGCUAUCGCCUCCAGCAAAUCGUAACCUGCACAAAUCGCAUGGAAACAAAAGGCACAUUCUCUCUCUGAUGGUGUCCGCAGAGGAGAGAGAGAGAUAGAGAGAGAGUAAUCUGUGGGUACAGUACACUUCUUCUGGUUUGGCAUGUUGCAGAGUAUCGGUGAGAUGACCCCCUCGCCCAUGAUGCCGUGCGGCCCCGCAUGGUGCACCAUGCUCCAGUCAGACCACUCCAGGUCACACAAACACUCACCCGCAGAACUGACCGACCGACAGAGACAUCGACCGACACACCACACACAAGACAUCGAUGUUCACCUCUCUGUCUCCUUCCUUCGCCCAUCUCAUCUCAGCGCACCAGACGGUGAGGCACUGGGAGUGGUUGAAUGGGUGGCACUGCAUGCCGCCGAUCUUCUUGGCAUGGGGGUCGACGCGCAGCCUGUAAUCCUCCAAUGUCUCCUGCAAAUAACACCUACGCACACACACAAAAGGGAAGGAGCCAAAGAGACCAAGAGUGAGUAAGAAGGAUUAAUCCCCGCAGCGGCCCACGAUGUGGAUUGGCUGACCGACCGGUUAAGGUAGAAUUCGACUGCGUCUCGUCUCUCCAUGUCGAGGGCGAGUGCGAGGUUCCGUCUGAUUUGUCUCCUGAGGUUGUAGGGGCUGACCAGCUCCUUGAGCAUCUGCAGCGACGACCUGUAGCACUCGAAAUCGGACAGCUGACCCUCGCCGAUCUUCGCUGCACACACACACACACACACACACACAUGCGCAGAUAGAAAUGCAUUAGCCUUGUGGACAUAGAUCAUCGAUACCGUAGUCGAAAGGCGAAGUGUCUCCCGUCGCUGCAGUGGCAUUAUUCACGUGCUGAAGGAAUGCGAAGGGCAACCACUCCGCGCCUUUCUCGAGCAGCCCCGCCACACCCAGCCGGGCGGUCUGCUGCAGAUCGUGCCGUAUCUUGCUGCUGAAGGUGGCAUGCACUUGCUGCUUCCUGGCGUCGUCGGCGCGACCUUCCUCCGUGUCCGGGUCGGAUCUGUAUGGCUCGUCGGGCGGCACUUGCAGUUUGGGUCCCAUCUCGUAUUCGUAUGUGCGGUGCUGGAGCAUCUUCCGUUGCAGCCCGUACAGCAGGGCAUACAAGUAGGGCGAGCUACCCUGACAGACAGUGAUGUAUGCAUGUGCAGACAGACAGACAGGCGUGUGUGCAUGUGCAUGUGUGUGUCUCUCUCUCGUCUGUCGGUGGGUCAGCUUACGCUGCCGGCGAAGGGCGGGGAGUUCUCACAUGGCCAGGCGCCUGUAGAAAGAUGGAGAUGACGUGUGUGGGUGUGGUGUUUGUCGGUGACCCACUCGUGCACACGCUAAGCUCACCCGGCACAGCCACACAGUAUUUUCUGAAAGCAUCCGACAGCUCAGCCGCGCCCAACUGAAUAGAUAGACACAUCGCACACACACACACACACCAAUCUCUAUCACGUCUCGGUCAGUCCCGUGCCUGGCUCACUGGGUGCGUUGCCGGCCAUGAUAGGGGCGACUCGUUCAUCACGGGCUGCAGCACACACACAAUACCCAUUCAUUGCCCACCAUGCGCACCGCACACACAGUCGUUCAUCGACAGACAGAUCAAGCUCACCUCUGGCGUCCAGUAGUGGUCAGUGGCGGCGAGUUUGUGAGGGAGCGGCUUGAGCAGGUCAUAGCGCUGCACGUCGGUGCGGGCGUAGCUGAGGAUGGCGUCCAGCUGCCUCAGAUCGCCCAUCUGCACCACCACCUGAAGCACAUUCCGACCGUCCUGCACCGCACCAUACAUACAGCCACACACACACAAGACACACACACGCGGAGAAAUUAGGCCAUUGCAGUUGUGUCUGUGUGUAUACUCUCGACUCACUCACCGAGUCAACGGCAUGUCUGAGUGUGCUGAGUCUGCUGGCGUCGUCCUCCAGUCCUUCGAGGAGUGAUGGGACCAUCGAGGGGUCGCGCCGGAUGGCACCCAGGUAGGCGGCCAUGUGCAGGGGCGUGUCGCCCUGAAACAACGGAAACACGCUCCCGGGGUGCUCACUGGCACCGAGUACGGUCACAGUGAGACAGACAGACAGGUCAGCACAGCAGAUGGAUGAGUCAGUGUGGCUGGCUGGCUGCUUAUGUGUGGCUGACCGCAUGACUUGUGGAGGGAUGUACUCGAUCUGGAACACCUGGAUGCCACCGAACAAACAAACGAUGCCGAAGUGUGCCCUUGGAGCUGGGCACAUGCUCGCACCUUGGAGUGGGCCCUGGCCAUUGUGUGGUGCGGCCACUUGUGCACCAGGUAGAAUUGAACGCUCCGGCCGGCGCCACUCAGAAUGGCCCAGUGCAGCGGCGUCGCGCCGUGCUGACAGCAGCAGCGAGACACGUGCAAACAUGGGACCGCGGUGCGGUGUGUGUUCUUUGUCUCUUACGUACCGCCACAUCGGCACAGUCGGUGAUCUCAGCGAAAUUUUCAGCGUCUGCGAGGAUGGCCUUGACGGCAGCCAGGUUCUUCUUCAUUAUGGCCUCGUAUAGCUGGAUGCCUUCGUCGCACACAGAUGCCGAGACACAGAGAGGGAGAGACAGACAGAGAGAGAGAGAGAGAGAGACGAUGAACAACACACACAGGGACCGAUGCCUGCUUACAGGGGUGGCACAGGACAGACGUGUGCCGUCUGGUGGUGGGAGUGUCACAGACGAAGCACUGGCAGUGGCCCCUCUCAUAGCGAUCAAAGGCACUGUGGAUGCUGACCAAAACGCGCACACACGUGGGCUGGCGACGCGCCACAGGACUGCACUGCCUACCAGUCUCCUGAAGCACAUGCGUUCUUUGCGUCCUGCGAGCCUGGUUUGCAGGGCAUACCCAUGGGCAAAGGAAACACUGGGAAGACAGGCACCACACACACCACACGAAGAGCAUCCCUGCCCUGCUGUUCUGUCCCUUAAGGCAAUAAAUGAAGUACCUACCUCUUAUCCCAUGGCUCUUGUCAUCUUCCGUCUCCAUCUCAGCUGCGUCUCCCUCUCCCUCUCGGCCGCCUCCUUCAGCUGCCCCGCCUGUCUGCACGAAGGCCCCCGGUCGCCUCAAUGCCGCAUCGCCGUAGCGGGCUUUAUACCCGGAGCCCCCGCCCUCCACCCCUCUGCCGGAACCAGUCAGCACAUCCCUCAGGUGCCUCGCCAUGUCAGCGACAUUAUAGCUGUGGGUGAGCGGGCGGGCGAAUAGUACGGUGUCUGGCGUCUGGCCGGUAUUGUCUGCCAGGCCCGAGACACGGGCAUGCUGGAGUGCCUCGGCGAGCGGGGGGCUGUAAGGUGGGGGUGGAGGGGUCCGGUGUGUGUGGCACUUGGCCUCGAAGGCGUGGAAGGCUUUUUCAAAGGGAGACUCCGAGAACAUCAUGGCUGCAAGACAGCCGAGUGCAUGGUGGUGUCUUCAUGUGUGUAUCUGUCUGUGUUGUACCAUUGUCGCCGUCUCUGAUGGCGGCGUUGGCCUCCAGCUCGGUGAGGAGCGCGGCCAUUUCGACCUGCAGCUCGAUGAUCUCCGUCUUGAGCUCAACAAAGCACCGCGGACGGGCCAGACCACGCAGCUCUCGCUGAGCAGUGACCGCCAUAAGACAUCCGGCAACACACACAUCACACGUCCUUGCCUCUGUCUGUCUUUUCAUCGUAUCACGUGGCCCACCUCGAGCAGACGAAUGAGCGUAUCGAGGGGCGUCAAGCCAUGCUGCACACCACAAACACACAUGACAUGCAGAUGAAUGACCUCGGGUUUCUGUCCAUCAUGUUUUUUCACCGAGUCGGGCUGAUAGAGCACCACCUCCCCCUUGACGCUCGUGAUGAAGCGGCCCAGCUGGACGGCCGUGAUCUGCGCCAAAGAAUGGACAAAGGGGACAGAAAGAACACAUCAACUCAGACAUGUGCAUGUGUGUGCGUGUGUGUGUGUGUUUGGUCACUCUGCAGCCGAGGGGAAUGAUAACGGGCUCUUCAACACUCGGCCGCCGUGCUGUCGGAGGCGGCAGCCCGUUGUCGCAAUGAAGCGGAUUGCGCAUCAGCUGCGAACAGCGAAGACAGGCCGGACAAAGAGAAACACAAGCGUGCGUGCGUGUGUGUGUGUGUGUGUGUGUGUGGCUCUAUCAUUGCGUGCAUGCCUUAUCUCUGGCCCCGAGUAUGUCAAUACCGCCCCCAAGUAUAAGAAUCUGUGCCAAGUCGAAGGCCCCAAGCGACACUGCCCAGUGCAAUGGCGUCUUGCCCGCCUGUAAUGACAAGAGACAAAAGAACCGACGGUGUCCAUCCAUCUGUCUAUGUGCAGAUGUAUGUGUGUGUGUGUGUGUGUGUGUGUAUGUGUACGGUGUCCUGCUCGUGGAUGGCUUGUCUGAGGAGGUCUGUGUCUCGGUAGGCGUCCACCACGCGCCGCCAGCAGGAAGGAUAGUAGGCGGCCACGUGCAGCGGCGUGGCGCCCGUCUGUGGUAUCAGAUCAAGGCAUGGAUACGUCUGGCCGCUCCUCAUAUUCAAUGCUUACCCAUCUUUGCGUCUUUGCACUUGAGGUGUUUGGCGUCGUGGACGAACUCGCGAGUACAUCCGCCGGGCAGCAAAUCGAGGAACAUACGAGAGCCUACAUACACACAGAGCCAAAAGGGCAGACACAGCAAUCCCUUUCUCCAGCCAUCGGGCCGCGUGAUGAUGCAAUGCGGCCUGUGCACACACAUGGAAUACUGCCGUCAUCGAUUUUCUCGAGGAUGGCCGGCUGCUCAGGUCCCUCCCCCUCGACGUAAUUUGCGAAUGUGAGCGCCCCGCUCAUGGCCCGCACUGCUGACGCCUGCCGCUGCGCCUCCGCCACGCGUGCAAGCAUCAUGGCGGCCGCCCGCUUCCUCAUGACGUACCGGGACAGUUUCUGCCUCUUGGCGAGACCCUGACGCCUCCCCUUUGCAACGAGAGAGAUGACGCCAUUCAGGUGCUCGCCGGGCUGGCGGAGGGAUAGAGUGCGGUUGGUGCCGUGGUGGUGACGCAUGGACACGCAGCAGCAAAGAGGGAUAAUGGCGAAGAGCAGAAGGUAAAGGGCAGGCCUCAGGAAGGGUCGCAUCGUCAUAGCCAUGCAAAAUGGAAGAUAGUUGCAAUGAAAGGGUCAGUGCACGACGUCUUCGUCGCCGAUCCGAGCAGUAGAGCUGCGGAGAAAUA